Gadus chalcogrammus (walleye pollock) is the source of this 1773-nucleotide messenger RNA. RefSeq lists its product as uncharacterized. The record is from RefSeq and is a predicted model, not a curated record. Gene Ontology annotation, cellular component: membrane raft; external side of plasma membrane. NCBI's taxonomy places the organism in Eukaryota, Metazoa, Chordata, Actinopteri, Gadiformes, Gadidae. The transcript has a single exon. Gene Ontology annotation, molecular function: MHC class II protein binding; protein tyrosine kinase binding. Gene Ontology annotation, biological process: T cell activation; interleukin-15-mediated signaling pathway; positive regulation of ERK1 and ERK2 cascade. The coding region runs from base 52 to 1092 and encodes 346 amino acids.
CUUAAAAAAAGAAAAACCACAGAGUGACAGAGACAGUGAAAGGACAUAGGCAUGGCUGAUUUCACCUGGUAUGUACUGUCCUUUAGUAGUUUGUGUUGUGUUGUUGUGUUGGUACAAGCUCCAGAUCCGACUUACAUUUAUAAAAGAGUUGGUGAUUCAGGGACCCUGCAGUGUAACAACGUGAUCAAAGAAUACACACAAUGCUCCUCGGUCACAUGGAUCUACAACAGAGACAGACGGGGGACAGUCGAGUUAGUGAAAGCAGGAAAAAGGAUACAAGAAAAUCUGAGCGGAUCCAAUUACUCAAGACUGAGUUUGCAGCCUGACUGUUCUCUGACUAUCAGCGAUAUUAACAUUGGAGCCGCUGGACUCUACAGUUGUCAGCAGUACGAUUCAACCGGAAAAUAUGGGGAGGAUGAAACCAUUGAUCUCUCUGUUCUCUCGGGGAUCUCUCAGGAUGGCGACUUCAUUUGUUCUGUGCAUAGUUAUGACGGAGCAUGUGGGGGUGUCAGUCUGAGAUGGUCAGACCAGGAGACAAGCAACCAGAUGAGUCAGCAGGAGACGCCGGGGCAAUGUGUCGUCCGUCGGCCGAACACACAACCCCUCGACAGCGCAGGGCUCCGCUGCCUUCUGAUGAAAGACGGCGUUGAAAAGACAUCAGUUGACUUUGCUUCAAAGGAUCAGAAAAUUCACAGAAAAACUAACAUCACCUCCGGGGCCCCUGGGGGUAAGGGCCCCUCUGAGGAGCUCCCCAUCUACCUGGCUGUAGCAGGGGGUACAGUGCUACUGGUUCUGAUUGUUGCUGUUCUAGUACUCAGACGCAAGAAGAGCACAGGAAACAAGCAGAGCCCCCCAAUGUGUGCAGAAGACCCUGACACGAUGGGGUCCCCGGGGCAGGGGGAGCCCACCCAACGCCUGUCCUACGACCAGGGUGAGCCGGACGGGGGCCUGCUCUACGCCUCCAUUGAACACAGGACUGGUAGUAGGAAGGCCCGGCCCCCCAGUGUGGAGGAGGGGGGCUGUGAGGGGGAUGACACAGUCACCUAUUCCACCGUUUCAAAGCCCCCCGCUAACCUCCCUGAGCAUUCAUGAAGGUAAACAGAAUCAAUCAGAUUUAUAAUUAAUCAGAAGUGGAAGUUUAAUUGUAAAUAUUUUUAUCCCAAAAGCUGUGAAUAGAUAAUUCUGUUUUAUGUAAAGAGUAUCAUAGUUAUAUUUCUAGAAGCCUGACAUUACGUUGGAGUUCUUCUUCCUUUGUUGUUGUAAAAUAACCCUGAUCUUCAAGUCUUGCUUUUCCAACUUUUAGUUGUGAUGUCUGUAUGAACUGAACUUUACUUGCAAAAAAAUAUAUAAUCGGGACCUCUUAAUAAUAUUAAAUGAUAUAUCGUACAAAUGAUAUAACCUUGUUAACAUUGUUACUUUGUUGCACACAGGGAAUGGGUUAACCUAGCGAUUGUUAGUGCUUUGCACUUGGUUCUAUGAACUUCCUUACUGUAACGUCAGCAAUAUAUUGUUUUACCUUCUGACAAAUGUACUUAUUGUAAGUCGCUUUGGAUAAAAGUGUCUGCUAAAUGCCCGAAAUGUUAAUGUAAAUGUGGCUUUUUUAAAAGGCCUUUAUAUAAAUUGCACAUAGAGAUAGCUUCAUUUCUCGAAUUGAAAAGUGUAAAAUUAUUUAGUAUUCGAAUAGCCCUGGCAUUCUCCUGACUACUUUUGGUUGAUUUCUUAUUCCUCAAACCUUAUAAUAAUAUUCCAUUGUCUCAUUAAAUAUUCUAUGUU